Messenger RNA from Cricetulus griseus (Chinese hamster), 3804 nucleotides. Lineage: Eukaryota; Metazoa; Chordata; Mammalia; Rodentia; Cricetidae. The record is from RefSeq and is a predicted model, not a curated record.
GGGUGAACAGUGGUGAUGUUCAAGACUUUGUUCUUUCCUCAGGCGGCAGAUGAGCCUGCCUACCUGACAGUGGGAACUGAUGUCAGUGCCAAGUACCGAGGGGCCUUCUGUGAGGCAAAGAUCAAGACCGUGAAGAGGCUGGUGAAAGUCAAGGUAUUGCUGAAACAGGAUAACACAACACAAUUGGUGCAAGAUGACCAAGUAAAGGGUCCUUUAAGAGUCGGAGCUAUUGUUGAAACACGGACAUCUGAUGGAUCCUUCCAGGAAGCUAUUAUCAGCAAGUUGACAGAUGCUAGCUGGUAUACCGUGGUGUUUGAUGAUGGCGAUGAGAGAACUCUGAGGCGCACCUCGCUUUGCCUGAAAGGGGAGAGACAUUUUGCCGAGAGUGAGACGCUUGACCAGCUUCCUCUAACAAACCCAGAGCAUUUUGGAACACCAGUCAUUGCAAAGAAGACAAACAGAGGGAGGAGGUCGUCACUUCCUAUCACUGAAGAUGAAAAGGAGGAGGAAAGCAGUGAGGAGGAAGAUGAAGAUAAACGGCGUCUCAGUGAUGGAUUGUUAGGAAAGGUUGUACGUGUGACCUCUACAGUGGAGAGGAUGGAAUGGUACCCUGCUUUGGUCAUCUCUCCCAGCUGCAAUGACGAUGUCACAGUGAAAAAGGAUCAGUGUUUAGUUCGAUCAUUUAUUGAUUCUAAAUUUUACUCUAUAGCAAGAAAGGACAUUCAGGAACUAGACAUUCUCAAUCUACCAGAAUCUGAGCUCUGUGCUAAGCCAGGGCUGCGGAGAGCAAGUGUCUUCUUAAAAGCUAGGGUCGUUCCUGAUAAUUGGAAAAUGGAUAUAAGUGAAAUCCUUGAGUCAUCCAGCAGCGAUGACGAAGACUGCCCAGCUGAGGAAAAUGAAGAGGAGAAGGAAAAGGAGGCCAAGAAGGAAGAAGAAGAACCACCUGAGGAAGAGCUUGAUCCUGAAGAGAGGGACAACUUCCUCCAACAGCUUUAUAAGUUUAUGGAAGACAGAGGUACUCCAAUCAACAAACCACCUGUUUUGGGCUACAAAGACCUCAAUCUCUUCAAGCUCUUUAGACUGGUCUAUCAUCAGGGGGGAUGUGACAAUAUUGAUAGUGGUGCUGUAUGGAAGCAAAUUUAUAUGGACCUUGGCAUUCCAAUUUUGAACUCAGCUGCUUCCUACAAUGUAAAAACUGCUUAUAGAAAAUAUCUCUAUGGUUUUGAGGAGUACUGCCGCUCUGCAAAUAUUCAGUUCAGGACUAUUCACCACCAUGAACCAAAAGUAAAAGUGGAAAAAAAAGACUUUGAAGAAUCAAUGGAAGAGGCUCUAAAAGAGGACCAGGAAAUGCCUUUAAUGGAGGUGAAGAGUGAGCCCGAGGAGAAUACCGAUUCAAACAGUGAAAGCGACAGAGAGGAUGUAGAACUAAAGUCUCCAAGAGGGCGAAGGAAAAUUGUUCGAGAUGCAAAUUCUAUUAAAAAAGAAAUAGAAGAAGAGAAAAUAGAAGACAAAUUCAUCAAAGAUGAUACAGAAAAUAAGGAUGCCAAUGAUGACUAUGAAACAGCAGAGAAAAAAGAAAAUGAGCUGCUACUCGGGAGAAAAAGUACACCAAAGCACAAAGAGAAGAAACUUACAAAGCACGAGGAUUCUGAGAAAGACUCAGAUGAAGAGGAAGAGAAAAGCCAAGAGAGGGAAGACACUGAAAGUAAAUGUGACUCGGAAGGGGAGGAAGAUGAGGACGACACAGAGCCCUGCCUGACAGGAACCAAAGUGAAAGUGAAGUAUGGACGAGGAAAAACUCAGAAAAUUUAUGAAGCCAGCAUUAAAGGCACCGAGAUGGAUGACGGGGAGGUUUUAUACUUGGUGCAUUAUUAUGGAUGGAAUGUCAGAUAUGAUGAAUGGGUAAAGGCUGAUAGGAUAAUCUGGCCCUUGGACAAAGGUGGACCAAAGAAAAAACAAAAGAAGAAAGUUAAGAAUAAAGAAGAUAGUGAAAAGGACGAAAAGAGGGAUGAAGAGAGGCAGAAGUCAAAACGGGGAAGACCUCCUUUAAAAUCUACCUUUUCGUCAAACAUGCCAUACAGUUUAUCUAAGACGUCAAACAGUGAAGGAAAAUCAGACUCUUGUUCAUCUGAUAGUGAAACAGAAGACCCUUUGGAGAAGAGCUUGAUAAAUGAAGAACUUUCUCCUGAUAUUAAGGAAGAGUUAGAAAAAAGUGAAAAUGUAAAUGAUGAUAAACUAGAUGAAGAAAGCCCAAAGAUUGCACAUCUAUUAAAAGAAAAUGACAGGACUCAGAUGCAGCCCUUAGAGACCCUGAAGGUAGAGGUCGAAGACAAUGAUCAAAUAGUACAUAUUUUUGGAAACAAAGUAGAGCAAGUAGAAGAAAUUAAGAAGCAGGUGGAAAAGUCCCCAAAAGGGAAGGGAAGGAGGAGUAAGACGAAAGACCUUUCUUCAGAGGUAAUAAAGAUGUCAUCCCUCGGCCAGGACGAAGCAGGCAGUGAUGCUCAUGCAGACACUCAGAGCCUGGAGCUUUCCAUACUAGAAUGCAAAACCGUUUCUUCUCCUGAAGAUGAAGGGGACCAAUAUGAGAGAGAAAAAAAGUUGAAACGGAAAAUACUGGGACAGCCAUCACCAGAGAAGAAAGUAAGACUUGAGAAUGGGAUGGAAGUGACAGCUGGUGUGUCCCAAGACAGGCCCAGCGAUGGCGCUGGAGCCGAGGGCAGGAAAGGGUUACAUUUCGAGCAGCACUUUGAAACAGAAAAUGAAGGGAUGCCAUCAUUGAUAGCAGAGCCAAACCAGGGCAUCCAAGAACCACCUAGUGAAAAACUGGACAGUCCAGCUGAAGAACCUGUACAUACACCACUCAAAGAGGAGGAAGACGUGAUGCCCCUGAUUGGGCCUGAAACCUUGGUUUGCCAUGAGGUAGACUUGGAUGAUCUGGACGAAAAGGAAAAGACCAGUAUUGAGGAUGUGGUAGUUGAAAACUCUGAGUCUAACUCUGUGGUUUCUGUUCCGACUGCCCUACCUCCCGUAGCACAGCAUAACUUUUCAGUAGCUUCCCCUCUAACUCUCAGUCAAGACGAGUCCCGGAGUGUCAAGAGUGAGAGCGAUAUAACAAUUGAAGUCGAUAGCAUUGCCGAAGAGUCACAGGAAGGCCUCUGCGAAAGGGAGUCAGCGAACGGGUUUGAAGCCAGUGUUGCCCCUGGUACCUGUGGUAUAAUUGUACAAGAGAGAGAGAGCAGAGAGAAGGGUCAAAAGAGGCCAAGCGAUGGAAGUAGUGGGUUGAUGGCAAAAAAGCAAAAGCGAACCCCAAAGCGAACGAGUGCUGGAACCAAGAGUGAAAAGAAUGGGACAACAGGACAAAGCAGUGACAGUGAAGAUCUCCCUGCCAUGGACAGUUCAAGCAAAUGCACGCCAGUCAAACAUCUGAGCCUGUCCAAGCCGCAGAAGCUGGCUCGCUCCCCUGCAAGGACCUCACCUCACAUCAAAGAUGGAGAGAAAGAGAAGCACAGAGAAAAGCACCCGAAUUCAUCCCCUAGGACAUAUAAGUGGAGCUUGCAACUCAAUGAAUUAGAUAAUAUGAACAGUACAGAGAAAAUCUCUUUUCUCCAAGAAAAACUACAGGAAAUCAGAAAAUACUAUAUGUCUUUGAAGUCUGAAGUUGCAACCAUUGACAGGAGGAGGAAAAGAUUGAAAAAGAAAGAUAGAGAAGGUAAUGCGAUUUGUUUCUCUGCUCAUUUUCAGAUAUACUCAGAUAAUUUUAUAAGUUUAUCUCUCUCAGUUCAUGUGUAGUAGACACUGCUUUUA